AUGGAAUACCAUUACAGUAUACAUGCACAAAUUCAUUUAACAAUAUUAAGGGAAUUAGAGUUUGUAAUACGCGUGUGUUGCUGAUUACGUAUAAAUAAUCGAUCUUGCGCUGAACCAGCGUAUACGUCACUAUCACCGACGUCACUGGAGAACCGGCUGUAGCAGCUAACAUGAAGCAAGACUAGUGUGUAUUCGGUGGGAGGUAGAAGCAGUAGGAGAGGAAACCCUCCCUUUUAUACAUAAUGAAAGUGGGAGUAGGUUGUAGAGGAGAAGUGAAAGAGAAUGAAGGGAGGGGAAUUGACGUUGUCAAGAACGAAGAGACAAGAAGAAAAAGGGAGAAGAAGAUAAGAGAGAACUUACUAACACACGCGCAUACACAGAUGCACACGCGUGCGCGGAUUGAUACGAAGAGCGGGGAUUGGCUGGCAGCUGCUCAGCGUUUCCAAAUAUGGGACAGGCUCUGCGGUCCAUUCAUAAAACUACGGGGCGCGCCGCCGUUUAGUUCAGUCUGUGUGCGACCCCCACGCAUUCAGUGUCAUUGGUACCGCAUACAGCAUCACAGUCACGCACGUACGGAAACAUGCGUCUAACCAAAUACGUUCAUAAUUAAAAUUGAUUUUGCAUAAAUAUGAAGGCAACAGUACAAAAAUAAAUAACUUGAAAAUUAUAAAAUAUUUAUUCAGUCCAUAAAGUGCUGCUAAGCUUAAAUAGCAUUAUUGUUAUUUUUUUAACAAAAAAAUAGUGCCGAAAAUGUAAAAUUUAUUACUUAUAUUUUGUAAAAUGAUUCAUUUACUCAUCUAAAAAUAUCAUAAGUACGAAAAAACAUAGUAAUUUUAGAUAAUGACUAUGGAUGGAAUGGAAGUGAUAGGAUCUCAUGCUCAUCCUGCAGCAACUAGUCCUUUUUUAUUAUCAUCACCACCUCUUAGUCAUCACCAUGCAACCUUUAACGUGCAAACAGUGCAAUUAAGUUUUGAUGCAUGCUUGACGUAUAAUACCUCAACUACGUGUGGUGCUAAUAAUACUGGUUGUAUUAGUAGUGUUAAUAUACUCUCUGGAACGUCACCAUCCACAUCUAUAAGUGCUGCAGGCUCUGCUGCGGUACCAGCAGCAAUAGCAACAUCAACAGUAACAUCACUGGCUUCAAAAACGGUGCCUACAUUAACAUUAACUACUUUACCUAUUCAUCGGCAAUGUAUUAUUGAAAACUCGAUAGAACAGCAUCAGAGAACAACUGAUAUUGAUAAUCCGGAAUUAAGACAACUUAAUAUAGAACAACCUUCGCAAUUACUGGAUAAAUCUGUUAGUAUUAAAAAACGACGAUUUCAACGAACAAAUUGUGAUGGAAAUAAUAAAGAAUGUACUGUAGAGUGUCAAGACGUUGAACCAAGUUCGGACGAAAAGGACAAGCCAGGCGAUCUUAACACACCAGUUACAACCAGUAGUGAUUUGCCUUCAUUUUUUGGACCUGCAGCACUUGUAGAACCACCACCUAUUUCAGGUACCUUAACAGGAGCUAAUCUGUCAUUAGCAGAAGCAACAUUGGAUAAUGAAUCAUCUUCAAAUACAGCUACUAGGGAACACAAUACUGAUCAUCAGAACCAUCACCAAGAACGACAUGAAAACCAAGAAGUGGCUACAUCUACAACUGUAUCUUCUAAUUUUCCAACAGUUCAAGAUCACGAAGAAAAAUGUAACGUUCUGCAAGGAGGUGUAAUUUUAUAUUCAUCUCCACAUUCUUCUACUUCAAUUUCUUCGGCUCCUUCGACGAGUGUCAAUGUUUGUAAUAUGCCUACAUUAAGAUAUAGUGCAGUUUUCGCAACGGCUUGCACACAAGCAUCAGCAUUAAAUAAUCUCCAUAAUCAGCAGGCGCAUUCACAACAAUCACAAGUUAUACAACCUCAAUCAAAUCAAGAUCUUUGGGGAUCCUUACCAUCCCCAACUCUUAAUUUGAGUAAUCAAUCAUUUCUUCAUUCAUCAUCUUUGCAAACUGGGUCAUACGGGUCUGAUACUAUUGAACUUUUACAAGUAGAUUCAAAACCACCUAUAGUCACUAAUUAUCACGAUUCAGCUAAUUCAGUUCCAAGUAACUGGUUAAUUUCCCACGAUGAACCCUAUGAAUCUAAUAUUUUAUCUCAUCACGUGAUUCAACAUCAUCAGCAAGGUACUAUUUUAAAACAAGAACCAAAUAGUACCUAUUCACAUACGAUUUCACAACAAUCUAUUCAACAACCAACUUCAACUAAUAAUGGUGGAGUACAACUUGCUGAAUACAAUCCCAGUACCUCAAAAGGUCAUGAAAUUUUAUCUCAGGUAUAUCAACAAAGUACAAUACCUUUAAGAUUAGUACCUGUCAAACCAAGAAAAUAUCCAAAUCGACCUAGUAAAACUCCUGUUCACGAACGUCCAUAUGCUUGUCCUGUAGAUGGAUGUGAUCGUCGAUUUUCUAGGAGUGAUGAACUUACUAGACAUAUUCGUAUACAUACAGGGCAAAAACCAUUCCAGUGUCGUAUUUGCAUGCGCUCUUUUUCAAGAAGCGAUCAUUUAACAACUCAUGUGCGUACACAUACAGGUGAAAAACCAUUCUGCUGUGAUCAAUGUGGACGUAAGUUUGCUAGAAGUGAUGAGAAAAAAAGGCAUGCUAAAGUGCACCUUAAACAAAGACUUAAACGUGAGGGAAAUCAUACUAAUGCGCGAAACAGUCAAAUUCCCAUGCAUUGUGUUCCGCCUAGCAAUCAAUAAUAAUCGAGACUUUUUUAAUGGUCAAAUAACUUCCAUGAAAAACAAUGUUCAGUUUCGCGUGUAAAUAAACUGUUUAUUAUUAAGAAUUGUGUGUACGUAGUAUGAAUGAUGAAAAAAGUGUGCAAAAUGUUUUUACAGAUGUAUAUUUUCGAUUAUAAAUGUAUAUAUGAUUAAUCAAGUGUAAAUAUUGGAAUAUUGUACAAGUCUAUAUGUUUUAAAUUUAUUAUCGAAAAAUAUAUUACUUAUGAUUCUUACCCAAUAUAUUAUAGACAUUUUAUAUAUAUAUAUAUAUAUGUGUAUGUAUGCAUUUAUGGGGGGGGGGGCGUGAGUGCAUCGUUCUGCAUAAUGAAAAAAAGAAUUUUUUUAUCUAAAAAUUGUAAAAAUGUGUUCACAUAAUAUGUAAUAUUUUAAGAACCAUGUUAUAAUUCCUUUGACUCUUUGUCUACUAAGUUAAGCUCUGUCGAAGUUGCCUUAACAAAAUUUAAUAAUGUAUUUGCUUCAAUUGUUUCAUUUUGCUUGUUAUGGAUAUAAUAAUCAUAUAAUAAUGUCUGCAUGACAGAAUUUUUCACAAACUAUACAUGUUUUUUUUUAUUUCUACAUUUUUAUAAAAAAAAAUCCAAGCUUAUGCAAGUUUAUAAAUUUUUAAUAAAACCUUUAUUUUAAAAAGUCAAGAUUAUUUUUCAUUUAGAUAAAGUAUCAACGCUAAACGUAUUAAAAAUAGCUUUAUCGUAUAUUUAGAUGAAUUAAUUCAGAAUAGUUGUAGACUUGGAUCUUUUUUUAAAUUUCACACUUGAAAAAGUCCCGGGCAUCCGCAGUACAAAUCGCCGAUAACCAGCGCCCCGCCAGAUUUUCAUACAGAGGAGCCACGAAUUUCGGACUCCAGCGGCCUGAAAUCGCUGUGCUGCCGUUCAGUAAGCAACGGGAGGGGAGAGGAUCUCUUCGAAGAGCAAAAAAGUGCGCGUAAGAGGUCGGUAUAAAGAAGGGAGGAAGCGUGGCUACAUAACCUCACUUUUAACCUUCUGCGCAUUCGAUGUGGGUCUACCGUGCAUCUGCUUUGUUUUAGUACGAUUUCCGGGCCCCUGGAGUCCGAAAAUCAUCGGCACGGAACUACACGUCGUUUCGUGGAGUGGAAGCACAGGCUCGUGCCGCGGGUGCCCGAGACUUUUUUCAGUGCACGCUUUCAUAUUUUAUAACAUAUAUUAUUUCGUAUAAUUAUAAAUAAAAAA
This is a messenger RNA of Nasonia vitripennis (jewel wasp), 3965 nucleotides long. Its product is annotated as transcriptional regulator prz1. The transcript has 2 exons. Gene Ontology annotation, molecular function: DNA-binding transcription factor activity, RNA polymerase II-specific; RNA polymerase II cis-regulatory region sequence-specific DNA binding. Bases 841 to 2739 code for a protein of 632 amino acids. The record is from RefSeq and is a predicted model, not a curated record. Gene Ontology annotation, biological process: regulation of transcription by RNA polymerase II. NCBI's taxonomy places the organism in Eukaryota, Metazoa, Arthropoda, Insecta, Hymenoptera, Pteromalidae.